AUGGCUACUACAGGGCAGAAAGAUCAGAACAAAGCCGCCGAGUACUUUGACACAGGCAGUACGAAUGCCUUGCCAAAUGUUGAUCUAGCUAGCGGUAUAUAUGAGGCCCCCAGCCCUAUCGAACCUGAAGCCCAAGUGACCGAACCAGUGUCAGUUACUGGCGGUCCUCUCGAUAAGCAAGAAAGUGGCGGGAGUACUGCUGGUGAAGAGCAGAAAUCUGAGAGUGAGACAGAAGAAGUGGUUGACGGCGAUGGGAACGUUAGCCGCAAACCAAAGGAUACAGCAGGCGCCAGCUCCAUGGUACUAUAG
Daldinia vernicosa is the source of this 309-nucleotide messenger RNA. RefSeq lists its product as uncharacterized. Bases 1 to 309 code for a protein of 102 amino acids. The transcript has 3 exons. Lineage: Eukaryota; Fungi; Ascomycota; Sordariomycetes; Xylariales; Hypoxylaceae. The record is from RefSeq and is a predicted model, not a curated record.